GAGAGACAGAGUAAGAGUCGGCGAAAGAUAUGAAUGGGAGUGGAUCACAACAGAAUUAUUCUUCAUAUAGUUAUUAACUACUCCUGCCACUUGUAAUUUGGGGAAAUUGUGAAUUGAAUGAGAAAGCCGCCUACUUUACUUUCGCUAACUAUAGAUAUAGCUCUUCUUAACCUUUCCCACAUCUCCGAUCUCUCCUUUUUGCCUGACCACGUUCUCCUUGAACUCUUUCUGAGAACUUUAAGAGCAGGGAAACUAACUGAGAAGAUCUUGAAACUGUUUGUGGCUACUGGCAAAGACGAGAUACUUUCUUUGAUCAGUGAACUUAAUAUUCAACUUAUUCUAACUCCUGUACUUCCCACCAUCAACAUUAGAGAUGAUGAGGUGGACAUUGUGAUAGGUGCUCUCCACUUAGAUCUUACUUCAUUUAUGGAAGAUUGGAGAGCAGUCUUUUCUCGGUUCCACCUGAUAAUUGUCCAGGAUCCUGACCUCAAAGGAGACCUUAAAAUUCCUGGAGGAUUUAGUUUUGAUGUUUAUACGAAGUCUGAUAUAGAGAGCGUUGUUGGGUCUUCUUCAAGUUCUGUUGUUUUCUCCGGCUAUUCAUGUCGGUAUUUUGGCUAUCUUGUGUCCCACAAAAAAUACAUAAUUUCAAUUGAUGAUGACUGCAUCCCAGCUAAGGAUGAUAAGGGUGAAUUGAUAGAUGCAGUUGCACAGCAUAUCACCAACCUUAUGACACCUGCCACUCCUUUUUUCUUCAAUACACUUUAUGAUCCUUUUCGCAAAGGAACAGAUUUUGUCCGUGGAUACCCGUUCAGCUUGCGAAGUGGGGUUCAAUGUGGUCUAUCAUGUGGACUUUGGCUUAACUUAGCAGACUAUGAUGCUCCCACACAGGCCCUCAAGCCAGGGCAGAGGAAUUCUAGAUUUGUUGACGCUGUUCUCACAGUUCCAGCAAGGGCAAUGUUACCCGUAAGUGGAAUCAACAUAGGUUUUGAUCGUGAGUUAGUUGGACCAGCUAUGGUCCCAGCUUUCAGGUUGGUAAAGGAAGGAAAAUUCAGAUGGGAAACAGUGGAAGAUAUAUGGAGUGGGAUGUGUGUAAAGGUAAUAUGUGAUCAUUUGGGAUAUGGUGUGAAAAGUGGGCUUCCAUAUGUUUGGAGAAAUGACCGAGGAAAUGCAGUUGAGAGUUUGAAGAAAGAGUGGGAGGGAGUAAAGCUUAUGGAAGAAGUGGUUCCGUUCUUUCAAUCGAUGAGAUUGUCUCAAGGAGCAGUUACAGCAGAAGAUUGUGUCAUUGAGAUGGCUGCAGCAGUGAAGGAGCGACUGGAGCCUUUAGAUCCUGUGUUUGCUCGGGCCUCUGAAGCAAUGGUGGAGUGGGUCAAGCUGUGGAAAGUAGUUACAUCUCGAUUGUCCGACUCUGCUGCUUGAAAGUUGUGAUCCUUGUAUCUUGUCGUCCUUCCCGUCUUCCGCCACACCCACCCUUUAACCCCAAUUAGUGCCCUUCAUGCUCUAAUACAAUAUUUUACUAUCUGCGACUAUGAUGACUUUAUUACUCCUCACCGUUUGGAGAAAUAAUAGAGAUAUUACUUAUACAUCAAUGAGCUCUUAUGACCCUUUUGUAGUUUAUUGCUUUGUGAUGAUUAUGAGGAGGUACUUUUGUUUGCUCAUAUUGUUAGACAUUGAUGGCUGAUUCCCUUGUCUAAUGACUAAAGAUGGUUGAAAUAUGAAUUGUACUUUCUUGAAUGUA
Messenger RNA from Coffea eugenioides, 1735 nucleotides. RefSeq names its product probable UDP-arabinopyranose mutase 5. Gene Ontology annotation, cellular component: cytosol; Golgi apparatus. Gene Ontology annotation, molecular function: UDP-arabinopyranose mutase activity. The coding region runs from base 118 to 1416 and encodes 432 amino acids. The record is from RefSeq and is a predicted model, not a curated record. Gene Ontology annotation, biological process: UDP-L-arabinose metabolic process; plant-type cell wall biogenesis. The transcript is spliced from 3 exons. NCBI's taxonomy places the organism in Eukaryota, Viridiplantae, Streptophyta, Magnoliopsida, Gentianales, Rubiaceae.